AUGUCCGCUAACCAAACUGAAGCAACAUUUCCGCCAACCUAUCUCAAUGGCAACUACAUUAAGCGUGCGCUGGAAAGUCAUUUUAAUGGCGCCAACGUAAGCAGCAACAAAUGCAAAGUACAAAUAUUGGAAUGCCACUGGAAGCGGGCAACGGAGGAUUGUGAGAAUUUUUGCAGUGUCAUCUAUCGAGCAAAUGUGCAUUUCCACUUGCACUGCGCAGGUGCGCAAAAUUCGAAUGAAAAACGCGAACUAACGGUUAUUGUGAAGGACGUUAAUAGCGAUGUAGCCGAAGAGGGUUCAAAUGAGUGGGCAAUGUAUGAGCAUGUACUGCCGGAAAUGCAGAGCAUACUAGAGAAAGCUGCUAAGAAAAAUCAAAAUGGAGAUGCGGCAAUAAGGCCGAAACUUUAUGCAAAUUGCUUGUUUUGUGAACACAAUGAGAAGGAAAUUUAUGUUUUAGAGGACCUUAACCUCACUGAAUAUCAGAGCGCAAAUCGUUUUAUUGGCAUGGAUUUGGAAGAAGCGAAGAUUACAUUGAAGAAACUCGCACAAUUUCAUGCUGUCUCAAUGAAGUAUAUAGAAAAUUUCCCUACUGAAUCAGCUGCACUCCGACCAUCAACCUUUGACUGUGAAAUGGACAUUGAAAACGAUGGACUGGAUGGCAUACGUGCAUCUUAUAAUAUUGUCACAGAAUGGAUAGACUUCGAAGAUAUUGCGGCAAAAAUGCAUAUAUCUGUAAAAAAAUUUGAUGAAUGUGCAAAGAGAAUAAUGCGACCAGAACGUUGUAAUUUCAAGGUUAUUACACAUGGUGAUCUAUGGUCAAACAAUAUACUCAUUAAAUACGCGACAGUGGAAGGUAUGCAGGUGCCACAUGAUGCGGUGUUUGUCGACUUUCAAGUGGGCUUCGUUGGCAGCUGUGGCUAUGAUCUAAAUUUCUUUCUCAACACUAGCACACAAUUGAAUGUUUUGAAGCUACACCGCUUUGAACUGCUACGCUUUUAUUACACCCACCUAAAGGAGACUCUCAAACAUUUAGGUACCGAAGCUGCUGCCAUACCCAGCUGGCAAAUGGUGCUGGAGGAAGUUCGUGAUCUUGAAUUUGUUGGUUACUAUGCCUUGACUUGUGAACUACCGACAUGCUGUAUGAAUCGGGGCAUUUCACCAGAUUCACCAAAGAUAUAUGAAAGCAAGCGCUUUUUAGAGAUGUUGCGUUAUGGAGUAGAUCGUCUUAAUGAAUUGGGUGUAUUGGAUUUGUAAUGCUAUUUUUAUGCGACUUCGACAAAUUCUUUAACUUUCCAAAUUUA
Rhagoletis pomonella (apple maggot) is the source of this 1301-nucleotide messenger RNA. RefSeq lists its product as uncharacterized. NCBI's taxonomy places the organism in Eukaryota, Metazoa, Arthropoda, Insecta, Diptera, Tephritidae. The coding region runs from base 1 to 1254 and encodes 417 amino acids. The record is from RefSeq and is a predicted model, not a curated record. The transcript is spliced from 4 exons.